Perca flavescens (yellow perch) is the source of this 3967-nucleotide messenger RNA. RefSeq names its product intestinal mucin-like protein. Gene Ontology annotation, cellular component: extracellular matrix. NCBI's taxonomy places the organism in Eukaryota, Metazoa, Chordata, Actinopteri, Perciformes, Percidae. The record is from RefSeq and is a predicted model, not a curated record. The coding region runs from base 1 to 3915 and encodes 1304 amino acids. The transcript has 21 exons. Gene Ontology annotation, molecular function: protein binding.
AUGUCGAAAGAACAACAUCAGAAACCACAACAGCAAAGAUUGCGACAACAAAACCACCUAAAGAAGUCACCACUGGCCCAUACCCUCAACAACAUCUCCAGAAACCACAACCAAAUAUGUCGAAACAACAACAUCAGAAACCACAACAGCAAAGUACCCUCAACAACAUCUCAAGAAACCACAACCAAAUAUGUCGAAACAACAACAUCAGAAACCACAACAGCAAAGAUUGCGACAACAAAACCACCUAAAGAAGUCACCACUGGCCCAGUAACAAGCUCUACCACAGCUGUUGUUCAAACCACCACCUCCGUGCCAGGUGUCACAACAACAAGCCCUGAAACAACAAUCGUAACAUCAAAACCUUCUGUUGUUACCACAACUAUUAAAGUACCGUCACCCACAACUACAGAAACCACAACCAAAUCUGCAGAAACAACAGAAUCAGAAACCACAACAGCAAAGAUUGCGACAACAAAACCACCUAAAGAAGUCACCACUGGCCCAGUAACAAGCUCCGCCACAGCUGUUGUUGAAACCACCACCUCCGUGCCAGGUGUCACAACAACAAGCCCAGAAACAACAGUCGUAACAUCAAAACCUUCUGUGGUUACCACAACUAUUAAAGUACCGUCACCCACAACUACAGAAACCACAACCAAAUCUGCAGAAACAACAGAAUCAGAAACCACAACAGCAAAGAUAGCGACAACAAAACCACCUAAAGAAGUCACCACUGGCCCAGUAACAAUCUCUACCACAGCUGUUGUUGAAACUACAACCUCAGUGCCAUCAACAAGCCCAGAGACAACAGUUGGUGUAGUCACAGGAACACCACAAACAACAACUGUAAUUACUAAACCUCUUUUGGAAAGAACAACUAUUGUGGCUUCAACUGUAACUACAGGAGCAACAGCUAAAGCUACAACUUCCAUUGGCCCAAUAACACAGACUCUUCCAGGCAGCACAACUGUUUACACUACCCUACCAGCCAGGACCACAGUUGUUUCUACACCAUCACUGUUUACCACAACUACAUUAAUAUGUGUGUGCAUUGUCAAUGGGACUUCACAUUAUCCUGGUGACUUGGUGUAUAAUGUCACUGAUGGCUUAGGAUGGUGUUAUGUUGCAUAUUGCAAUGCAUCUUGUAAAGUUGAUCCGCAAUCCAGUCUAUGUCCCACAACACAACCCAGCACAACCGCACGUUCUACCACUGCAGUGAUUGGCACCACUACAAAGGAAACAAUUUCUUCUACCACAACUAUUCCUACCUCUUCUUCCACUCCAUCAACGACCCCAUCUACAACUACCGCGGACUGCAAUGAUGUGAAUCCACCAAGAAAGAAUGGACAAUCAUGGAAGGUCAGCAACUGCACCACAGCUACCUGCACCGAUGGCAAGGUCACAGAGACAGCUACUCCCUGUCCCACAGUACAACAACCCAUCUGUGCCAAUGGGCGCCAAGUUGUCAAAGUCUAUGAUGAUAACGGAUGCUGCUUCCACUAUGAAUGUGAAUGUGUGUGCAGUGUCUGGGCUGGAUCCCACUACAUGACAUUUGAUGGAAAAUCAUACGAUUUCAACAAGAACUGCUCUUACUACCUGGUCAAAGAGAUUAUUACUAAAUAUAACCUGACUAUCAUAGUAAAUAACCAUGACUGUGACCCUUCAGACAGCACAUUCUGUCCGCAGGCUCUCACUGUUGCAUACCAAUCCUACACAGUAGUUUUGACUCAGUUGAAUACUUCAGGAUCAACAUUUAAUGUGGUGUAUGUAAAUCAGAAACGUAUCUAUCCCGCCUAUACAAAUUCUGUCCUACGCCUUACUAGCACCGAUAUGGUGAUCACGUUGGAGAUACCGGAGAUCAACACAAAAGUGGUCUAUAGGGGCUCCUCGUUCAGCAUUGACCUUUCUUAUUCCCUCUUUGGUGGAAACACUGAGGGACAGUGUGGGACCUGUGACAACUUUCAGAACAACGACUGCCGGUUUCCAAACGGUCAGGUAGAAAGCUGCUCAGAAUCUGCAGGCCAGUGGCAUGUCCCAGGUACACCCUGUGUCAUCCCACCUACUCCUACUACUACAACCACCUCAACACCUACGACCACCUCAACACCAAUACACACAAAGCCACCUUGCAAACCUGCCAUUUGUGAUCUCCUAACCAGCAGCGUUUUUGCACUAUGCCACACAGUCAUACCCCCAGGACCAUUUGUGAAAUCCUGUGUGUCUGACAUUUGCAACAAUGGCAAUAACACCUGCUCCAGCCUUGAGGCCUAUGCCACUGUCUGCUCUAAUGCAGGUGUCUGUAUCGACUGGAGGACUGCAACCAAUGGGCAAUGUGAGCACACGUGUCCAAAUAACAAGGUGUACAUGGCCUGUGGCCCAACUGUAGAGCCUACAUGCAAUGAGAGAUACAACAAAAGGUUCCAGGCAGAUAGCCACACAGCGACUAACUACACUCAAGAGGGUUGCUUCUGUCCUCAUGACACCAUCUUAUUCAACACAGUCUAUGACACAUGUGUUACCUCCUGUGAUUGUGUUGGACCUGAUGGAAAACCCAAACAGCCUGGUGACACAUGGACAAGUGACUGCAACACCUGUAUGUGUGACAAGGAUUCCAUGAGCAUCCAAUGUCAGCCUGUUCAGUGCCCAUCAGUACAGAGCCCCAACUGCAGACCUGGCCAGCAGCUGGUCAACAAGACAGAUGGCUGCUGCACUACACCUUCAUGUGAGUGCAAUGUAAACCUGUGUCCUGCUCCUAUCACCUGCCCGCUGGGCUUCCAACUUGACGUCACCAACAGCACCUGCUGCCAAUCCUAUGAGUGUGUUCCUAAAGGUGUAUGUGUCUAUGACAUGACCGAGUACAAGCCUGGUGCCAAUAUACCAACACCAGAAACACCAUCAGUACCACCAUUAGAAGCACCAUCAACAGCACCAUCAGGAACAACAGCAGCCCCAUCAGGAGCGGGACAACCAUCAGGAACAACAGCAGCCCCAUCAGGAGCAGGACAACCAUCAGGAACAACAGCAGCCCCAUCAGGAGCAGGACAACAAUCAGGAACAACAGCAGCCCCAUCAGGAGCGGGACAACCAUCAGGAACAACAGCAGCCCCAUCAGGAGUGGGACAACCAUCAGGAAGUACAACAGCCCCAUCAGGAGCGGGACAGCCAUCAGGAACAACAACAGCACCAUCGGGCCCUAUAUCAGAGAAGUCUUUUAUUCCUGGGGGCUGCCAGGAAUGUUAUUGUGGCCCCAAAAUGGAUCCCAUCACAAAGCUCAACAUCAUUACCUGCAAACCCAUUGUCUGCAACACAAAGUGCUCUGAAGGUUAUGAAUAUCAGACUGUACCUGACAAGUGCUGCGGGAAGUGUGUUCCAAAGAGCUGUAGUGUCAGCACACCUAACAACACAAUCAUUAUCAUUGAGGUCGGCAACACUUUUGUACCUGCAAAUGACAAGUGUGUGCAAUAUACCUGUGAGAAGAUCAAUGGACAGCCUGUUACCAAGGAAACCAAGAGCACUUGUCCACCCUUUAACCCCUUGGACUGUGAACCUGGCACCGAGACAACUGACGAGAAUGGAUGCUGCAAAACAUGCAAGCUGCGGAGCAUCUGUGAGGUCCAGAGAAAACAGACGUUCAUCAAGGUAAACAACUGUAAGAGCACGCAGCUGGUCAACGUGACGUCCUGCGGGGGACACUGUGGCAGCUCGUCCAUAUAUUCUGCAGCAGCUAAUGAGAUGAUACAUCAGUGUGAGUGUUGCCAAGAGGCCACGACCAGUCAGAAGCAGGUGGAGCUGGCCUGUGGCGACGGCUCCAAGGUCCAGCACAGCUACAUCGUGGUGGAGACGUGCCACUGCAGCAAAGCAGAGUGCGUGGCGGGAACAACUUCCAAACAACAGCGCCGCAGGAGACGCUGAUCAACUACUUACUAAUUCUUGUCAGGUUUUAUUUAUAGCUUAACGUGCUCUU